This is a messenger RNA of Lineus longissimus, 1025 nucleotides long. RefSeq names its product ubiquitin-related modifier 1-like. Gene Ontology annotation, biological process: protein urmylation; tRNA thio-modification. NCBI's taxonomy places the organism in Eukaryota, Metazoa, Nemertea, Pilidiophora, Heteronemertea, Lineidae. Gene Ontology annotation, cellular component: nucleus; cytoplasm. The transcript has 5 exons. Gene Ontology annotation, molecular function: protein tag activity. The record is from RefSeq and is a predicted model, not a curated record. The coding region runs from base 10 to 318 and encodes 102 amino acids.
CCAACCAACAUGGCAGCCCCAAAAAAUGUGAAAAUCGAGUUUAGUGGUGGAGCAGAACUUUUAUUUGACAAAAUCAAGGUCCAUGAUGUUGCCCUUCCAUUGGUUGCUGAUGGAGCCUGGAACAUAAGGAAGCUCUUGGUAUGGAUGAAGGAAAACAUGCUGAAAGAAAGACCAGAGUUGUUUAUACAAGGAGACUCAGUGAGACCAGGUAUCCUUGUCCUUGUGAAUGAUGCUGACUGGGAGCUCCUGGGGGAACUUGACUAUGAGCUUCAAGACAAGGACCGGAUAGUCUUCAUAUCGACGCUGCAUGGAGGCUGACACACAAAUUCUGUAAGGACUCAAAAGACAAUUUCAGCAUGCAAAAACACAGCUAACAAUCCAGAACAGUGGGUGUUUGACUUGUUCUCUCUCGUGUGUUCAGGACGACACUUGUGGACGGGGCAUUUGCAAUAAUUUAUGCAUGAAUAUGACACUUCAUCACGUCCCCGUUCAAGGCUUACCAGCAGGUGCACCUCCUUUAUGAAAAGACUACACAGAAUUCCGUUUUAAAGGAGUACAAAAGGCUGGAGCGAGGGGAUUGGUACUCUUCAGGUUACUAAAUAGCUAGGUUAGGAGAUAAAUAUUCCUCAUACAAUACACCAAUAGUUUCACUGCACUGAGGGACAGUAGAGACACCGCUUGACAACAUUUGGUAACUUCAAAUACCCGACCUACCUGCCUUCUGCCUGUAGUCUCCCUUUAAUGUAUCGAUCUGAAUUUUCCUGCAGAAAAGAACUUACUGGAGUAGAGUUCCUUUUGGCCAAACAAAGCUAUGUUGCUUAAUCGUAUUAACAGAGUAGAAACAAAAAUUCAAAUGCUAUUGAUAAUCUUGUUUUUGCUAUCAAUAAAAUCUAGAACAACAGUACAUGUAUCUUACUUUCUGACCAAUUGUCUUUGACGACUAGUAUUCGAACAAUUAAGCCUCAUGCAAACAAUUGAAUUAAAUCACUGCUAUACCUGUGACAUAAAUUGCAUUGUUGUUACUG